This is a messenger RNA of Epinephelus lanceolatus (giant grouper), 3293 nucleotides long. RefSeq names its product coiled-coil domain containing 85C, b (gene ccdc85cb). Gene Ontology annotation, cellular component: apical junction complex. Lineage: Eukaryota; Metazoa; Chordata; Actinopteri; Perciformes; Serranidae. The record is from RefSeq and is a predicted model, not a curated record.
UUCAUCUACCUGCUGCCCGCUCCGGUCCCCGGUACUGAUUGGCCGUCUGACCGAAAUCCCCUUGAAUGAUUUCAAACCCUUGUGUUUGGACAGGAAGGAGGGGGGGCUCCGUCCACCGACACACCGACACAGUAAAGAAGCUUAGACCCGACCGAGGAGCGCUGCUGACGGGGAGACGCGUCCACAGAGCCGCCGGUGAAAAGUGACGGUGUCGUGUUUACGCACAUUUUCUCUCCACUUUGGUUCAUGUGACGUGAUAUUUAAAUUUACUGGGUUUCAUUGAGGCGUGUGAAUGGAGCGAUGUCCGGUGGAGACGGUGCACAUUGCGAUGGGACGCGCUGUGUUGUGUUGACGGGACCUGAUUGAUAAUCACCGGGGAUCGAUAUUUAAAAUCAUGCGCGCGUGUUAUUGGUGAAAUGUGAGUAUGUGCAGUUGUUUGUGAAAUUCAUGCGGGGUUGUGCUGUAACAGAUUAGUGAGGGCAGGCGGUUCAUGCUCGGGUUGUUGCCAUAGCAUCACAUUAAUAUUUUCUUUUUCAUCACCGGCCUGUUGAAGCGGAGCGCGCGCACAGACUUUCAUAUUGUGGACGAUGUGUUUCAACACCAUCCCGCAGCUCAGGCUUGGAUAGGUUAGUUGUGACAGUUGAUCUGAAGACACCGUUCACACGAGCUGAUCCUGACAGGCGACUCAGCCAUGGCGAAGAAUCCGUCCGAGGGAGCGAAGGAGGAUGUGAGCCAGCUGACGGACGAGGAGAUGCUGCGGUGCAGCAAAGAGGAGCUGAUCCGGAGACUGAGGAGGGUCGACAGCGAGAAGAUGAACUUGAUGAUCGAGCACGGAAACAUGAUGAAAGACAUCAACCGGCGGCUGCAGGUGCACCUGCACGAGAUCCGGAGCCUGAAGGAGAUCAACCAGAAGCUGCAGGACGACAACCACGAGCUGCGGGAGCUCUGCUGCUUCCUGGACGAUGACCGACAGAAGGGCAAGAAGCUGUCCCGGGAGUGGCAGCGCUUCGGCCGCUACACCGCCAGCGCCAUGUGGAAGGAGGUGGGCACCUACAUGAUGAAGCUGAAGGAGCUGGAGGCCAACCAGGACACCGUGCUGAGGGAGAACUCUGAGCUCAAGGAGAUCAUCCUCAUGCUGGACGAGGAGAGGAACGGAGCCGGGUCCAGGAGCUCCAUAGACAGUCAGUCCAGUUUAACCAACCUGAACGGGGGCACCGGCACCGUCAGGGAUGUUGGGGACGGGAGUAGCACGUCCAGCACAGGUAGCGCCGGAAGUCCAGAUCACCACAACCACAACCACAUACACAAGCCCGCCUCGGAGAACAGUAAGCUGGGCACCACCAUGAGGAGGUCCAUGGAUGACCUGUCAGCACCGCACCAUCACAGGAGCAUCCCCAAUGGACUCAAUGAUUCCUCCUCCAACUACAUCAGGCAGCUGGAGACUAAAGUGCGGAUCCUGGAGGACGAUAACAAUAAGCUGCUCUCACAGGCUUAUAGCCGCUAUAGUUUAUCACAGAUUCAGACGAAGAAGCAGUAUAACCCAGGUGACCUUCGUGCCCUGAGGAAGGGAAUGACCCUCUACCACUCAGAGUCCCAGCUGUCCUCACUGCCGCAACGCCAGGACGCCAUGCACAUGGGUACCGGCCGUCUCCCAACCAGCGAGUCCUCUCCUGCCACAGGCUACCUGUCCUGCGUCCAGAAGCCUGAAGCCGUAGUGCACGCCAUGAAGGUGCUGGAGGUCCAUGAGAACUUGGACAAGCAGGCUCCUGAGGACUAUGAGGACGACCUCAGUGAGAAAGAGAAGGCCAUCGUGAGAGAGAUGUGCAACGUGGUGUGGAGAAAGCUGGGUGAUGCAGCAGGAUCAAAGCUGUCCAUCAGACAGCACCUCUCUGGGAACCAGUUCAAAGGGCCGCUGUAGCAUGGCAACCAGAGAGACGGAGAGAGAUCAGGAUUUACAGUACCUACACUCACCUGAAAACACCUCUUAACUACCUGCGCCUACACAACCCAUCAUGCCGUGCUCCCUACUGCCUACAGCUCCCAGCAUUCCUUCAACAAACACGCUCUUUAGACUGGCUGAGAUAGCCACUACAUGGACCUUUUAGUCUGGUAUCCACAUGCACAACUUUACGACAUGUUUUUAUCUCUCAGAGCUCACCAAGCGUUCGACAACUGGCAGCUAGUUUCACUGAUUCGCCGCUUUUCUUCGUUGAUUUUGAGGCUUUCAGCUACACGAUGAUCUCUCUCUGUAAAAGCUAUAAACACACAUCAUGUUUAGUCCUGUAGAUUAUAGCUGUGCUACAUUAAAGGGAAACUUAGUAUUUUUUAACCUGGACCUUGUUAUACCAUGUGUUUGUGUCUAAUUGACUAAUGGGGACAACCGUUUUUGAAAUUGGUCCAAUAUUUAGGAGUGCGCUGUGUCCAGGAGCAGCGAAACUGGCUGCAGUGUAACCACUCAGGGCAUGUUUGUACCACAACAUAUCUUCAUUAAACAGUCCGCAUGAUGCACGCAUGAUUCCCGAGCGCGGCACCGCUGCUGCUCACCGCUCCCUCAGGGGAUGGGUCAAAUGCGGAGAACAAAUUUCACACAUUCAGGUGUGUGACAAUCAGUGGAACUUUACCUUUACUUUACCUUUACACUACAGUUCGUAUGAUAUCCUACCAAUUAGCGCCCCAUGGAUGACUUUAUGUCCAGAGCAUAAAGUGACCCAAAGUCAACCUUGGUUAGGUUUAGGAAAAGAAACAUGGGGAAGAUGUACCUUAAAAUCAGUCAAAGUUCACUCAAAGUUCACACAGUUCUGAACACUGGUCUCCUAGGGAAAGUCCUGUGUUUUAUGACCUAUCCACCACCCCAACUUGCCUCCAUAUGGACUCGCUCUGGACCAAUUCCUUCUUUACUCCCAACACCACAUUGGUCACUUGAUCGCAGCCUUCCAGAAUACAUGGGUUGUGCAUGAAUUACCAGCUCAUCAUUAUGUGGAAUAUUUACGAAUUUUGGUGUGUUACUUUUCGUACAUACAGUGUAUGAGAACAGCCUGUUGUACGUUCAGUUUAUGUCCACUUAAAGUGCUUGUUUUUACCACUGACAAGCUCAGUUUUAUUGUAAGUGUCUGACAACAUUAUGGAAAGGAUCCUUACAGAGAUAGACCUUUUUGUCGAGGACUAAGAUCUGUUUUGUUUAACCAGAAACACACCCAAAAUCAGUAUCACCAAAUACACCAGACUGCAUUUAAAAAAAACUGUAAUUUUAUCACCAUAAAACACACUUCAUUCAAAGUCGAUAGAAACUAAAU